Messenger RNA from Magallana angulata, 1826 nucleotides. RefSeq names its product protoheme IX farnesyltransferase, mitochondrial-like. Gene Ontology annotation, biological process: heme biosynthetic process. Gene Ontology annotation, cellular component: membrane; mitochondrion. The coding region runs from base 94 to 1461 and encodes 455 amino acids. The transcript has 6 exons. The record is from RefSeq and is a predicted model, not a curated record. Lineage: Eukaryota; Metazoa; Mollusca; Bivalvia; Ostreida; Ostreidae. Gene Ontology annotation, molecular function: protoheme IX farnesyltransferase activity.
GAAGGUAUCAUUAGAAAUGUAGUCAACGUAGAUUCAAUGUCAUACUUUGGACAUGGCAUUUCUAAUGUGUGAAAAAAUGUAAGAUCUGUUGCCAUGUACAGACAAUGCAGUCGCUUCAGUGCAUGGCAAGUCCACAAACAUUUUAAUUCGAAAGUCCUGACACCCAACCAUGGGUUGAUAGCAAAGACACGAUGCGUCUCCUCGAAAACAAACCUAAAAACAGAGGAUGACCAAGGGACAGCGUUUCCUGAACAAAUGACACAUAUAAAAUAUGCAUCAAAAGGCCUUGAAAAAUUUCCACAAAAGUACAAACAAGUGCCAUUGACAUUGUUCAUCAAAAAAUCAAAAACUCUUGUAAUGCUUGAUGAAAUCAGUGAAAAAUUUACUGUUACAUUUCCAAAAUCAGAGGAUACACUAACUGUUGAUAUUGGUCCAGAGGACUUUGCAAAACUAAAAAAUAUGUUGGAAAAGGACAAAAGAGACAGCAGUCCAGCACACAACCCUGAGUCCAUUACAGAGUGUAUUUGGCAGGAAAUGAAGACAGACAACAAUAAACUGAUGCAGUAUUACUUUAGAUUAUCAAAAAUCAGAUUAACAGGUCUGGUUGUGCUGACUGCUAUGGCAGGCUAUGCCAUGGCUCCUGCUGCCUUUGACCCCAUUGGUUUUACGAUGGUUACAUUAGGGACUGGUUUAACAUCGGCUUCUGCUAAUGCCAUUAAUCAGUUUUUUGAAGUUCCAUUUGAUUCACAGAUGAACAGGACUAAAAACAGGGUGUUGGUUCGAGGGUAUUUAAGUCCUUUACACGCUGUGACAUUUGCUGCUGUCUCUGGUUCAGUGGGGCUGGUUGUCCUGGCCCUAGGAGCCAAUCCCCUCACAGCAGCAUUAGGGGCCUUCAACCUGGGCCUCUACACCCUGGUCUACACACCCAUGAAGAGACACACCAUCCUCAACACUUGGGUAGGAUCAGUUGUUGGGGCAGUACCUCCUCUGAUGGGAUGGGCAGCUUGCACUGGCUCUCUGGACCCAGGUGCCUGGAUAAUGGCAGCCAUUAUGUUCUGCUGGCAAUUCCCCCACUUUAAUGCUCUGAGCUGGAAUUUACGACCAGAUUACUCCAGGGCAGGGUACAGAAUGAUGUCCGUGGUGGAUCCCAAUCUCUGUAAGCGAGUGGCUCUACGUCACACGGUGGGAAUCACUGGACUGUGCUUCCUGGCCCCCGUGGCGGGAUUGACCACACCCCUGUUUCCCGUCAUGUCUCUACCUCUCAACCUGUACUUUACAUAUCUAGGCUGGAAGUUCUAUCAGCAGGGAGACAGCAGCUCUUCCAGGAGCUUGUUCCGAUUCAGUCUGCUACAUAUACCAUUACUGAUUCUUCUUAUGAUUGUGAACAAACCCAGCAGGAAAAACGACUCAAAAGACUCGGGGAAAGAAUCAGUGACAGUUGUGCAGAGCAAGUUGACUUGAUUUGUUUGUUUUUAAAAUAGAAAAAAUCUGUGCAGAAUGUACUUUAACUGUGAUAAUUCAUUUUUCUUUGAAGCUGGACAAAGCACUACACUUCUAGAAUAAUAAUUGGUAUGAAAGAGGAACAUUGUUCUACAUGUAUUAAUAUUCCACAUCUUUCUCUUAACCUUGAUUAGAUCUAAAUUUCGAGAACAAUGUAUUUACUGAAAGGUUUAGACUAAGAACAGUAUGAUGGACAUUUGUUUGACACAUUCUUUACAUUUAUGAAUCAGGCAAUUGUGUAUAGUAAAUGCAUUUCUGUACCCCACGUAAAUUUUUAUUACCUGUGUUUAAAAUGUGAUUGUCUAUGGAUGAAAUGCAGCAAUGAG